CAAUAAAAAAUUCUUAGAAAAACACGCUUCUUGUCUGGGAAACAAAAAAAGAAGAAGGAAAUUACAAGAAAAGAGAUCAAUGGAGGAAGAAUACAUAAGAGUGAUUAACAUAACAGUGAUUGGAGUUAUCUCAUGGGGUUUGAUUUUCAUCCUCGUGCGACGAAUCUUCUCAAACUACUCCUUCGACUUCAGCACUCGUAUUGUCUCGACCCUUCACGCCACAGUCGCGGUCGUUUUAGCAACUCUUACGAUUCAAGAUUGGUCUUGUCCAGUUUAUCCCAUCGCUUCCACGUCAUCUCUCCAGCAGAUGGAAACGAUUGCGUUUUCUUUGUCUUACAUGAUCUACGAUCUCAUUUGUAGUCACUUUGAUCAAGUCCUAAGCAUUGAUAAUGCCGUUCAUCAUUCUGUCUGCAUUCUUGGUUUUGUAGCUGGGCUUUGCUACCGAAAGUGCGCAUCUGAGAUGGUUGCAGCAAUUUGGAUUACAGAGAUCUCAAGUCCAUUCCUUCACCUCAGGGAGAUUCUUAAAGAAAUUGGUUACAGAGACACCGAUCUCAAUCUUGCCGCCGAUGUGUGUUUUGCAACAAUCUUCUCACUCGCGAGAAUAGUGGGUGGACCUUACCUUGUUUACGUCACGAUAACUGCUGAUAAUCCCUUCCUCAUCAAGGCAAUGGCGUUGGGAUUACAACUCGUGAGCGCUUUCUGGUUUUACAAAAUACUCAAGAUGAUGAGAUACAAAAUUGUGAAAAGAUCAAUGCUCAAUACAAAAUCAGAUUAGCUGAAGUUAGUUUAUUAUUUUAUCGAUUAUAAUAUUGGUGAAUUCUGAUAUGUUUUUUUCAUUUUAAGAAUAAUUGAUUCUUUUUAUUUUACAUGAAAAUGUGCGGAAUUCAAAAAUGGAUUAAACUAAUAAAAAAAUAAAAUUUAUAAAAA
Molecule: messenger RNA, 927 nt
Organism: Raphanus sativus (radish)
Lineage: Eukaryota; Viridiplantae; Streptophyta; Magnoliopsida; Brassicales; Brassicaceae
Exons: 4
Coding region: 80-775 (231 amino acids)
Cellular component (GO): membrane
Source: RefSeq, a predicted model, not a curated record